AUGCAGCAUAAACUUCCCACAGGAAUAUCCGUGCUGGUAGUAGGCUCUGGAUUAGGAGGCCUAACAUUUGCAAUUGAAGCAUAUCGACAAGGCCAUGAUGUCCAGAUUAUGGAGAAGCGACCCAAAAUUGAAGACUUUGGUAAGCUCCUAGUAGUUGCGCCAAUUUACAAGGACUUCCAGGCAUGGCCAGGCUUUUUAGAUAAGGUGCAUAAACACACAGUUACACCCUCUGAAAUCCAUGUGUUCCAGCACAACGGAGAGAGUCUGGGGAACUUCCCACUUGGAACUCCAGAGCUUGCCUCUCUAGCCGUUAAUCGACUUGGUAUGCACCUCGAGUUUGUGCAAUAUGCAGAAGAUUUAGGGAUUAAAACUCAGUACUCAACUCACGCUACUGAGUAUACGGAGACCGAUGAUGCCGGGAUCGUCAUUCUCUCAGACGGUCGCAAAUUGACUACAGACAUGGUUGUCGCAGCCGACGGUGUUGGUUCGGGGUCCUGGAAGUUGAUUCUCGACAAGUUUGAGAAGCCUGUCAGCUCAGGGUAUGCGAUUUACAGGGCAGACUUUCCUACUGGCGAUGCUAUGAAAAACCCCAUCAUUGUAGAGCACUACAAUGGGGCGAAAACUAGGAUGGAGCUAUAUUUUGGACCAAAUGCCCACGGCGACACUGGAAAUGCAAAGGAAGAUUGGUGGUGGACUACCUCAGCAGGCGAUGCACUACCAUUCGUGGAGACAUGGUCACCGUUCGUGAAAGAGAUGAUAAAAUUUACGCCAGAUAAUUCCGGUGCUAGUAUGGCUAUGGAGGAUGGUUUCUCGCUCGCAACUUGUCUGCAGAUAGGCGGGAAGCAUGGCAUACCUCUUGCCACUCGAGUUCAUAACAAGUUAAGAUUUGAGCGUGUUGCAUGCGCUCAAAAAAUGGGCUUCAAGAAUCGCCAGAAAUUUCAUAAUUCCGAUUCGACCAGGGUUGAGAAGAACCCAGAUAGGAUUGGGAACUUCACUGGGCAGUGGCUUUUGCGUCACGACCCCGUGCAGUACGCUUACGACAACUUCCAAGCUUGCGCAGACCAUCUGCUCCACAGUACUGAAUUCAAGAAUUCAAAUUUCGUACCAAGGCAUACUUUCAAACAGUGGACUGUGACGGAGUUCCUUGAAGCUCAAGAACAAGGCAAGGAGAUUGAAGAUGAUGGAGACUGGUCCUAG
This is a messenger RNA of Bipolaris sorokiniana ND90Pr, 1197 nucleotides long. RefSeq lists its product as uncharacterized. The coding region runs from base 1 to 1197 and encodes 398 amino acids. The transcript is spliced from 5 exons. Gene Ontology annotation, biological process: secondary metabolite biosynthetic process. The record is from RefSeq and is a predicted model, not a curated record. Lineage: Eukaryota; Fungi; Ascomycota; Dothideomycetes; Pleosporales; Pleosporaceae. Gene Ontology annotation, molecular function: FAD binding; monooxygenase activity.